Messenger RNA from Microtus oregoni (creeping vole), 3589 nucleotides. RefSeq names its product poly(ADP-ribose) polymerase family member 11 (gene Parp11). Gene Ontology annotation, molecular function: NAD+ poly-ADP-ribosyltransferase activity. Lineage: Eukaryota; Metazoa; Chordata; Mammalia; Rodentia; Cricetidae. The record is from RefSeq and is a predicted model, not a curated record. Bases 298 to 1293 code for a protein of 331 amino acids. The transcript has 9 exons.
AGACGCCAGCUUGUGACGGGGAGGGGGAGGAGGAAGGCUUCCGUAAAAGGUGCCUUUCGGUCCCUUCGCUCCCGGAGACCCUCGGAAAACGCCCACCAUACCGACCCCGCGGCUAACCCCUCCCUCAGGCUCUCUCCGCUUGAUUUCGCACCGUUAUGUGGGAAGCGAAUCCGUGAAAUGGCCAACCAGUGUGAGGAGUGCUGGGAGAGGAGAGCGAAUGUCCGGACUAGUUAACGGCACAGCUGAGUUUACAUUUUAAGUCAUCAUCUUUAUUAUCCACUUAAGGCACAGAAGAAGAUGUUUCACAAGUCAGAGGAACUCUUUCCCAAGAAGAUGGAGAGUGACGUGGAUGACAUGGACACCUCGGACACACAGUGGGGCUGGUUCUACCUGGCGGAAUGUGGGAAGUGGCACAUGUUUCAGCCGGAUACCAACAUUCAAUGUUCAGUUAGCAGUGAAGAUAUCGAAAAAAGCUUCAAAACAAACCCUUGUGGCUCCAUUUCCUUUACUACUUCCAAAUUCAGCUACAAGAUAGACUUUUCAGAAAUGAAGCAGAUGAACCUCGUCACUGGAAAACAACGCCUAGUAAAAAGGGCUCCUUUCUCCAUCAGUGCCUUCAGUUACAUCUGUGAAAAUGAGGCCAUCCCCAUGCCAACACACUGGGAGAACGUGAAUACAGAAGUUCCCUACCAGCUGGUCUCCCUGCAGAACCAAACGCAUGAAUAUAACGAAGUUGCCAAUCUCUUUGGUAAAACAAUGGAUCGGAAUCGAAUUAAAAGGAUUCAAAGGAUUCAAAACUUAGACUUAUGGGAGUUCUUUUGCAGGAAGAAGGCUCAGCUCAAGAAGAAGAGAGGAGUCCCCCAGAUCAAUGAGCAAAUGCUGUUCCACGGCACCAGCAGUGAGUUUGUGGAAGCGAUUUGCAUUCACAACUUUGACUGGAGAAUCAAUGGUGUACACGGUGCUGUCUUUGGAAAAGGAACCUAUUUUGCUAGAGAUGCCGCGUACUCCAGUCGCUUCUGCAAAGAUGACAUCAAGCAUGGUAACACGUUCCAGAUUCACGGGGUCAGCGUGCAGCAGCGACAUCUGUUCAGAACCUAUAAAUCCAUGUUCCUUGCUCGAGUACUAAUUGGGGAUUACAUAAACGGAGACUCCAAAUACAUGCGACCUCCUUCCAAAGAUGGGAGCUACGUGAAUUUGUAUGACAGCUGUGUGGAUGACACCUGGAACCCAAAGAUCUUUGUGGUGUUUGAUGCCAACCAGAUCUACCCCGAGUACUUGAUAGACUUUCACUGACCCUGCUUUCCAGGCUCUGGUCAAAGCUUUGCUCUCUCAUUGCAGGCGGAUUUGGCCCCCUGUCUUCUAGCCGCUAAAUAUAAAUAUUGGAUACUUCUGAAACAGAUGCGGGAAAGAUGCAGCUGCAUAUGUAAAGAAGUACCAGCUGUCAGGUUGGUUAUGUGUUGUUCUGCUUCUGUCAGUUACAGUUUUGUUAAGACCAAUACUGUUGCCAUUUUAAUAUACAGCAAUGAGAGAUGCCACUUAAAACCAAAUGGGUUGAGUCUCAUUACCGAAGCCAGGCGGUCUUUAAAGUUCACAUGUUUGUGAUCAGGUCAGAUGAUUAUAGUUUGUGCUCCCCAUUUGGAGAACUGGCCCUUGAGUUUUGACAUUAUUGUCUGUCAAUGAGCAUGUCCCUUUGUUGGUCUUCUGAAAGGGGGGAGGCAUUUAAAACCCUGAAGCAGCGCCUGGUGCUCCAAGAAGAAGGAAACAAAGACAUUGUCUGCCAUGCUGGCAGCCAAGCUAGCAGAAGAGAGACCAAGACAGAGGGCUGCAGUUUCCACCAUUCUCACCUACCUCCCACAGGUGAGCUGACCACGGCUGCCCGUGGUCACCAGCUCACAGUUCAGCCCCCAUUGCUCUGUGGUUCCUGCCCCCAAAAUGUUUAUCUUCUCUUUGUUUUCCAGGGCCUGCAGUGAUCAUUCCUAAGAGGCUUUAUCUGUGUCUGUCCAUGCUCCCCCUCCCCCAACACACACCUAUAGCUGUUCCAUGGUGAUCCCUAAAAUCCACAUGUCUUAGUAGUUGGGUAUCUCUGUUUUGAAUGAUUGUGGAGAGUAUGGGAUGCUGGGAAGAAGUCUGGUCUCUUUAGAGUAGUGACUGACAGUUUCCAACGCCUGAGCAGCCGUCCAACUUAGAGUUGUGCCCAUGGCUUUGUGUGUCUCUCCGCUUACCUGCUUUGCUGUCUUGAAGAUGAAGUGGACAGCACCAGCUUCUUGCUCGUCGGUGUUCUAGCAGAGGUAAGACAACACCCAGGCGUGGUGCUGUCUAGGUGUUUAAGUAUUAGACAAGGAGCUGCCUGUCUGAUCGUCUUCCCAUUGCUUUUUCCAUGGUUCCUCAUGGGGAAAGAUCACUCCCCAAGCUGUUCACCCAGAACCUUUUCCUAACUCUCAACACUGCGCUUUGUCUCUGUUGUCUCACCCAGCUUUGGCUGAGAGAAAGUGAGCACAAUUUAGCAUCUAGAGCCCAUGCCCGUAUUGUUCUCUUCUACCAUUUGAAUUGGGAAGCACCUCAAAAGAAUGAAGACAUGUGUAGAAUAUGAUUGGGGAUGGCGAUUCUUUCAGCUUGGUAUAUUGCCAGAUUUUCCUUAUAGCCCCGAAUAUGUGUAACAGCACAGUGGGUACAUAAACAGCACACGGGAAGCUGUGUGCACAGUCCUUUGGGAGCUCUCUGGCAGUAAUGACUUCCUGGCUCCAAUGUGUAGGUCCACUAUUGGUUUAAGAAAGGACAGAAAGGACACAUUUUAAAGCCACCAGUGGUCACUGCGGCAGUGCCUGGAGGCGAAUUGGCUAGACUACCUACCUUCUCACCAGAACCAUUGUUAGAGGCAUUCGGCAUUUAGGAUCUAAUAGUCUCUGCUAGCUAAGUUCAUGCGAAGUAUUGGAGCCCCUCUUCUUUCUAGGCAUCUCCCCCGUUGUCCAUGCAUACUUCUCUCAAUACUUGAAUGACUGUUGUAGUUGGGGUUGUUUCCUUUUAGACUUGUGUAUCCGUGUCAAGGUGACUGAGAAAGUAGGCAGUCUGUACAAUCGGUCUCCUUCGUUGGUUUGCAUGAGGAAGGCAGGGCACAUCCCAGGGCGGCCAUCAGGCAGCCCUGCAUUGCUGCUGGACUGCCAGCCCCUUUUACAGGAAAGAUGUGAUUUUGAUACAUGUUUUAAAUAUAAUAAUAUAGAAUUCACUCAUGUUAAACUUUAACUUGUUUUGUCUGAUAAAUGUAUAGUAGAGCAUUGUUUCCUCUGCUCAUUGAGUCCAGUGGGAGGGGAGAGUAAGGGAAGCUAUUACAUAGAGAUGAGCUGUGUUACAACGGUGGCUGAAUAAAUCCCAUUGAGUGCAAACUUGUCUUUUCCCUGUGUGGAGUCUAGACUUGGGGUAAAAAGAAUUGUGUUUAUGGAAAACAUUUUCCUAAAUCUUUUAUCUCCCACCAGGAACAUUGAGAUUAGUGGAUCAUUUUAUUUCUAGACUGGUGGUGGUGGCAGUGACAAUGGAAAAUUCCUAUAUUUAAUGUUUUGAGUGUAUUGUUUUCAUAAUUGUUGAUUAAAGUUUU